GACGAGGACGACGACGUGAAACGCCAGAACGAAGUCAAGUGCCAGAACAAAGCACGUAAUCGUCAAAGCUACACGGACAGUCGCACAAUAACCACUACGACAAAACAUUUGUGUUUGUGUUUUUUUUCGCAUUAUUCAGUUACGUUUCUAUCACGUCUUCGUUAUUUAGCUUCGUUCAUCCCGAGCACUAAGCGCCCUCGAGAUUCCACCGCACGAAUUUUUCGCAAGCAAUAAAUUGACGAUCUUACGCGGAACACCAUUCUCUAUCAUUCACACUCUCUCUGUCACCCCCCCCCCCCUCUCUCACAAUAACUAUUUCUUCUUCUAUUUCAUCAACUCACCCACACACGAUGUGCACAUUUCUGUUGGAGUAGACAUUUUAGUGAUAUUUCAAUAUAAUAUUUUUUGUCGUCCGACGACAUAUUAACAUUACAACCUGCACCGCCGAAGUAUAGCACGGCGAAGACGAUCGUCAUACGUUCACCAUCAUGAUGAAGAUGACGCCACGGUUACUGGUAGUAAACGCCAUGGUCUUGCUAUGGAUGGUUGCCGUCAGGGUGCAUUCCCUGCCUGUCACCGACUCCGAGGAACUGGAAAUAAAAGAGACCGCGGAAUCGUCACCCAAUCCCUCAGUCGUGCAGAUGGUCCCGAUACACCAGCUCACGGAUCCGAAUUCAGCGUUCGCCCUUAUUCUAAACAAUCAGCUGCUUAAAAUUUCCGAACAAGACCUACAGGCCAUUGAAACUGGACUGACUGGAAUCAAAACAGAAACCGCCUCCAACGAUGAUCAGGGCAUGAUGACGGGGGACAUGUCGUCACCAGCCACCACGUUUGAGCGAGCUACAGUGAUGCCCCGCAAUUAUAGCGACGAAAUGUCGCGCAGAGAAAAAAACAGAACUCUCAGAAUUCAAAUCAUUCACAAAAAGUUGUUAAACUUUAUGGAGAGGAAUCACCUCCCACCGAGCCUGAUGACGAAAAAGGAUCCGAGUUCAGUAAUACCUAUUCAAAAAAGUGAUGCCAAAGGAAAAUGUUACGAAAAAAUGAAUAACUUUCCGUUUUAUCCCUCCGACACAUUUAUAGAAAAAACGCAAAGCUUUUAUCCUAUUUGUGAAUUGCCUAAGCACACAAAUGAAGAUGCCUGGAACACAAAGGAAUUGAUGAAUUUAAUGUUUAAUAUUAGUUUACCCAAGUCGUCCGAGGGUAUCACAGUAAACGUAAAUACGGCUAGACUCAGGCUGUACAAACAAUUUGUAUCUUGUUAUUCACAAACGAGUAAUGAGACCGAUGAUUCUCAAUCAUGUCAGCCAACAUUAUUUGUAACUAAGAAGCAGUCCAAUUUGACUAACGCUAGUGUAGUACCAAUAAUAAUGGACGAGAGACUGAUUCGCGUAUCAAUUUAUUUGAACAUUAGAUCACUUAAGAGGAAGAGAGUAAUAAAGAGGAAGUUAUUGGACAGCCGUAUGGUGCCAUAUUUCAGCGAGAAAUGGACAGAAUGGAACAUUCGUAAUGCAGCAAAAGCUUGGCACAAGAACCCAGCUCGGAAUUACGGAAUCAGUAUUGAAGUUGAAGACGAAUAUGGCAACUAUCUUCCAGUCGCCAAAUUUUUUAGGCCUAUAAAUUGUUCGGAUGACGGACAAAUGAUGACCCCAAAGACGAUACCUGGGCUUGUGAUGGAGGUGGUGCACAACAGUUACGACGUACCAAUCCGCAACCCAACCGCCACGGCGAACAACAGUAACACCAACGCGGACGAUGCGCUCGCGCUCAGCUUCAACAUGCACAUGUAUCCGAUAAUAGACGUUACCACGGUCGAGAUACCAAAAUCGGAGGCGAACAACGCCAUGUCUUACCUGAACGCAAAAAACACGCUUGAACAGGUGGGCGGCAGAGGCGCUGGUUUGUCGCAGUGGCAGGAAUACAUGAUCGCCAAGUUGCAGCACUGGAUCCAGCACGGUAUCCAGCACCAGAACAACAGCACCAUAUCCGGAAGUCUGUCCAAAGACGGACACGAGCUUCGCGACCAGAUCAUUCCGCAAAGCAUAAACCAGUGGAACGUGCAGCACAAAUCGACGACCACCGAGACCCCGGACUAGUCAAAUCUUAAUACAAUAUAUCUUAAUAUAAUUAAACAUGUACACAGGGUGGCUCUAAAACAUCUUUAAAAAUUUAAAAACUCUGCAAAAAUAAAUUUUAUAUUUUUUAUGUUUUUUAACGCUAAAGAAAAUGAUUUAGAAAUUUACUUUUAUAGAUGAUUACUUUUUGAGUUGUACACAAACUAUCCUAAAUAAUCGAGCUAUCUAACUCAUCGAACUAA
Molecule: messenger RNA, 2314 nt
Organism: Acyrthosiphon pisum (pea aphid)
Lineage: Eukaryota; Metazoa; Arthropoda; Insecta; Hemiptera; Aphididae
Exons: 6
Coding region: 489-2093 (534 amino acids)
Source: RefSeq, a predicted model, not a curated record